This is a messenger RNA of Oryctolagus cuniculus (rabbit), 5913 nucleotides long. The record is from RefSeq and is a predicted model, not a curated record. Lineage: Eukaryota; Metazoa; Chordata; Mammalia; Lagomorpha; Leporidae.
AUUAAGACUUAUUCUAUGCAUCUGCUCUCCCACAAUAUGGCACUGAAAGGGAGUAAACAACUUCUACACAGCUGCCUCUCACCAGUUUGACUGAUGAGCUGCAGGAGCUGAUCCUGCUCCUGAUUGGAGGAGAGCAGCAUGCUCGGCGUGUGGGUAGCAGAGUUGGGAUUGGUAGAAGAGGACUAUAAAGGAGGAGAGAAACAACAUGCACCAGGAACAUCCGGAUAACAUCUGAGCAGCCCCCGAGAGAGCCGGCCGGUGGUGUGCCGCUCCCCCGCGGAAGUGGGGAAAGUGGCAGGGGGAGCCGCCCCUCCACGGAGGUGGAGGGAUCAGCAGCCAACCCGGGAAGGACCAGCAGCAAACCCGGGAAGGGCCGAGCAGAUAAAAGAACAGCGCAGGGUCCUGUGUCGUUCCUCCGCGAAUGGGUAGUGACACCUAGGACUUACCUAACAUGAGUCCACUCUCCAAAUAUGUGCUCAAGAAUGAUAAAAAUGAGUUUCUAUCUAAAAUUAUCUAGUGAUUAAGACUUUAGAAUUCAGGUUUAUUCUCCUACCAUCUUUAGGAAAGUUGACAAACCAAGCUACAAUAAAAUCAAUAUGACUGCAAGAAUUAAUGUUGGGAUUUUCACUGCCAAACAUUAAGCAGCCAUGGAAUUUUGCAUCCCCCAUGUGCCUUGUGAGUAUUUAAGGACUAAAACUACAUAAAAAUCCAUGAAACUAUGACAGAUUUUAAUAUUAGGGUAGCUAUGUUAAUCAUGUGGUCAUAAAGUCUCACUAUAUAUUUGUAUAAUUUAGUUACGAAAGUAUUACCUGUUCUUGCCUUAACCUCUGAAGAUCUCACUGUGGUUUCCUCAGAGACUGAAACAGACAGAGACUCAAUCCUCUGUGGGCUAGAAGGAUAGAAAGCCGUUGGGCUCUUCGUGUGUCUAUAGAAACCACACAAAGAAGACCUGUUUUCUCACAUACUCCACAAAGCUCAUGGCAAUUGUGAUGAUGCCCUGUGGAGGCACUAAGUGAAUAAAGCCUUCCCCACUCAGAGGCAACCUGAAGACCCAACAUCGUUCCUUGGCAGUUCUCAGAUAAGCAGCAAGACUCAAGCACCAACAGUGAAUCCAGCCAUCCUGUAGAAGCAGUCACUUUUCUGCAUGAAGAUUACUGAGGUCCUUGGACAGUCAUCUCUAGGCAUCUAGAUUUCCUGAUCAGCUCUCUGAAUAUCUAACAUUUUCAGUGCUUGUUAGCUUUCCUGCCACACUUGAAUAUCAUGCAAAAAUGUCUUUUACUCUCUGAAUGCUCAAAUACUUCUCAUUGAUAAUUUUAAAUAGUGGUAUAAUCUGAAGGAAAUAUAUUAAUGCUAAUCUGCACAUUAUGAAUCAAUAUAUUAAAUUAAUCAGUAUAUAAAUGUUUUUAACUGAUAGCUUUUUUUUUAGAUUUGUAUUUGUUUGAAAGGCAGAGUUACAGAGAGGCACAGGCAGAGACAGAGACAGAGAAAGAGAGAGAGAGGCCUUUCAUCCUCUGGUUCACUCCCCAAAUGGCCAAAAUGCACAGAGCUGGGCUGAUAAGAAGCCAGGAGACAAGGGCUUAUUCCAGGUCUCCCAUGCAGUUGUAGGGGCCCAAGGACUUGGGACAUCAUCUGCUUUCCCAGGCCAUAGCAGAGAACUGGAUCAGAAGUGGAGCAGCUGGGACUUGAACUGACGCCCAUAUGGGAUGCUGACACUGCAGGUGGCAGCUUUACCUGCUAUGCCACAUUACCGGCCCCAGUAGCUUUUCUUUAAGAGAAAGGGAUGUGUGUGAGCAAGUGACUUCCUGGUAAGCAUUUAAUAUUAAUAAAAUAAGGUAGAGUUUUAUUUUAAAAACAGAGCUUAAGGUGUCAUAUAUACAGGUAAGUCAAAUAAGUGUACAAAUGCUAAUUUUUCACACAUCUCACAAGGUCACACAAAAGCUAAGCAAUGAGUGUUUGCUAGGAGUUUUGAUCCUUGAUAUCUCCACUCUCAGAAUAAUAUUAGAUAAAUAAUAAGAAUUAAAUCAAUAUCUGCAAAUUAUUUGUUUUCCAACAACCUGAGCAUGGCAUUUAUCAUUAGAAUCCUGGUAGAAAUCCAAUGCAAAUAGGAUUUUUUCAUAAAUUUUGUAUUGUUUAGUUUAUCAUUUUAUGGCCAUUUAAGCUGAGGAUUAUUGCUCAUCCCUGUUACUCCAAGAAAAAAAUUAUUUUCUAUAGGAGAUUAUAAUGAAAUUUAAGCGUGAGGAAGCAAUAUUACAUUUGUACUUGUGUUUUCACUGUGUGAUCAUGGAGAUGUAAAGAUUAAUUCAAAUCUCUCAGGGAAUUCAUAGAUCCCUUCCUUGCUGCAUCAUUCCUCACAGGAGUCAUGUGGUUACUGCCAAUCAUCUGCAAACAAGUGCCUAAGAUUGUGCUCUACACUGUCACUCAAUAUUGAGUCAAAUUCAACAAUAGCAUCCUGUUUUUAUGUAGGUAAUGAUACGACACAAAUCUAUCCAGUCAUUCACAUAGAUCACCAUAUAAAUAUAGAUAAUGGUAAACCAAACAACAAAAAAUAAGAUGUGAGGUUGAAAAUCAGUCUUCACACUUAGAUGAGAAGACAUUUUGUUAGAUAUUUGUUGUGGAGUUGACUGUCGUGGCAGAAGUGCAAAGUGUGUUUAGACAGCAAAGAAGUGAAUGGCCAAGAGAGUAAUUGGUGAAUGAUGAAUUAUUCUCUUAAUGAAACUUUGCAACUCAAGAUUAGACUUAAUUAGACUUAAAUGCAAUUUUAGAAAUUUGGCAUGUGCAUCAGUCAGAGUUCAUUGUUUCUGAAAAAAAAAAACACAAGGAAUAACUGAAUAAUAUAAGACAAGAGAAGUAGAAUUUGUUUGAAAGAUAUGGAGUAAGAUCAAUGAUUCAGACUAAAACCGAAUCUUUAGUUUAAAAGAGGACAGAUAUUUAUUUUGAAGUUUUAGCCUCCAUUAAAAAUAUUAACAAUAUGUAGACAAUGCUGUGGCACAGUGAGUUAAGUCAUUGUCUGUGACACUGGCAUCCCAUAUAAGCAACGAUUUGAGUCCUGGCUGCUCCACUUCUGGUCCAGCUCCCUAAUAAUAGCCCCUGGAAAGCAGUGGAGGAUGGCCCAAGUGCUUAGGCCCCUGCUACCCAUGUGGGAGACUCCAAUGGAGUCCUGGCUCUUAGCUUUGGCCUAGCCCAGCCUCAGCUGUUGUAGCCAUUUGAGAAGUGAACCAGCAGAUUCUCUCUCUCUCUCUCUCUCUCUGUCAUUCUGCCUUUCAGAUAAAAAAAAAUCAUUUUUAAAAAGCAUGUAUUUGCAUAUAUGUAUAUUUGUUAAAUUUUUCUCUUAGGAUUAUAAGAUAAAAUAUUUAAAUAUUCAUAUAAAAACAAAAACUCAAUGCCACUGUCUCUAAACAUUUUGCUGACUUAUAAAAUUGUAUCAAGCAAGUUAACAAAAAUCUGCGUUUAAAUAUUUGUCUUAAACCAUGAACUUUAACUCAGUUUCCUCUGUCUUAGGGAUAUGGCAGAAAAUCUGACAUCUGUUACAGAGUUCAUCCUACUGGGAUUUCCCCUUGGCCCAAGGACUCAGAUGUUCCUCUUUGGCCUCUUCUCUCUAUUCUAUGUUCUCACCCUGCUGGGCAAUGGUGUCAUCCUGGGACUCAUCUGGUUGGAUCCCAGACUGCACACCCCCAUGUACUUCUUCCUCUCAAAUCUGGCCAUUGUUGACAUUGCUUAUGCCUGCAACACGGUGCCCCAGAUGCUGGUAAACCUCCUGAAUCCUUCCAAGCCCAUCUCCUUUGCUGGGUGUAUAACACAGACCUUCCUCUUUUUGACAUUUGCUGUCACAGAAUGUCUUCUCCUGGUGGUGAUGUCCUAUGAUCGCUAUGUGGCCAUCUGCCACCCCCUCCGAUAUUCUGCCAUCAUGAGUUGGAGAAUGUGUGUCACCCUGGUCAUCACUUCCUGGGCCAUAGGAGUCCUUCUGUCCCUGAUUCAUCUAGUGUUACUCCUACCAUUGCCUUUCUGUAGGUCUCAGAAAAUCAAUCACUUUUUCUGUGAAAUCAUGGCUGUGCUCAAACUUGCCUGUGCAGAUACCCACAUCAAUGAGAACAUGGUCCUAGCUGGAGCAACGUCUGUGCUGGUGGGGCCCUUCUCCUCAAUUGUAGUUUCCUAUGUGUGCAUUCUCUGUGCAAUCCUUCAGAUCAAGUCUGGGGAAGGUCAAAGGAAAGCCUUCUCCACUUGCUCCUCCCACCUGUGUGUCGUUGGACUCUUUUAUGGCACAGCCAUUAUCACAUAUGUUGGACCCAGAUAUGGGAGCCCCAAAGAGCAAAAGAAAUACCUCCUGCUAUUUCACAGCCUCUUCAAUCCCAUGCUUAAUCCCCUUAUUUAUAGUCUUAGAAACUCAGACGUAAAGAAUACAUUAAAGAGAGUGCUAGGAAUGGAGACCGAUAUAUGAAAAGAUUAUGACAUUGUGGUUCAAAGUGACCUAUCAUGUUGUUAUUUCAAGUGGUUCCUUAUCUUAUUCAGCAUGAGAAUUAGCUGAAACACUUAGAAUAGCGAUGUCCACCACCCUACCCUUAGAUGACUGAUUCAGUAAAUAUAAGAUGAUUUCUAGAAAUCUGUAUUUUCAAAUAUUAUCAUUAACAAAUUGUAGUAUGUUAGUGCAUAUGAGACCCAGGACCUGGAAGACAGAAAUCCAGAACAACACUCUUUAUAAUAUCUCCUAAAUAUUCCUCAAAAUACUAGUCCCUCAAGACUAUUUUUAAACUACUUUUGUUUUAAUAGACAUAGUGUAAUUUUGGAUAUUUGUGGGGUACCAUAAGACACUUCUAUAUAUAUAUAUAUAUACACACACACACACACACAAUGUGUAAUGAUCAUCUCAGGGUUCUUGGCCUAACACCCCAGGCAUUUAUCAUCUUGUUGUGUUGGGAACAUUCAAAAAGCUUCUCCACUAGAUAUUUUGAGAUUCAGUUAAUUACUGUCAGUCAUUCCAGAGAAGUUUAAAAUGAAUUCUGUGGUCAAUAAGUUUGAGAUUACUGCAUAGUAGAUGCCUCAUUUUAGGGCUGACUAAUGAAAACUGUAAAAAUUCCUUUGGUAACGAAGAAUUCUAUUCUGGUUUUAGGCCAGUAUGUUCCAAAUUUAUUUGAUCACAUAUAAAAACACUGUUCAUAAUACUGAUUAACAGUUUCCUGGAAUAGGAGAUCCUGAUCUUGAUUGACUCAUUGUGAAUACUUCCUGUAACCACUUUCCAGGCUAGAAUGCCAUUUCCCCUGCAAGUCAAGCAUCUGAAAAGGAUGCAGAUCUGAGCACAGUGCCCCAGGUUGGACUCAUAAUCUCUGUUCUGUUGGACACAGAAAAUUUCUGUUGCUGGUCAUCAAGAUGACUGUUGCUAGUCAUCAGUGGAGAAUUACCUAGAGAUAAUGUAUCCAACUCUCUCCUUCACCAUUAAUCAGCACUCUCAAUGAAGUCUCAAGGAUAACCUCAUGCAAUUUCAAAAUCUUCCAAAUUUGAUAUUUAAAAAAAGUCUAUAUACAUUUUUCUCUGUCCAGUAUAUUAAGUUAAUCUUAUUUUUCAGUCUCAGAAUUUUAAAGGUAAAACCAACUUCUUACAGAACUCUGGAAAAAUUCCCAAACCUACUACCUACAAGGUUAAAAGAUGUGUCAGUUUGAUAUACUAGAGGAAACCUAGUCUUGUGGUAAUACAUUUUCUUAGACUAAAUUUUAUAUCAUAAACACUUAUUUUUAGGUCCCUAUUAUCAUAGUUCACAUUUGUUUAUUUUUAUACCUUGAAAUUAUUUUUAUAACUGACAGCUAUGUAGUAUUGAAUAUAAAAACUAUGUUCUAAAAUGUUCAUGAACGCUAUUUUAGUUUGCUAACAAAUUUUUUCUUUUAUGUAACUUCCCUGAUUUCCAUACUUUCCACAGGUCACCUA